UAUCGCUAUCCAGAGCUGACCCUUUGUGGAAACCGCGGCUACGGAGACGGGCUUCUCUCUGGCAUGGUCAUCGGUCUCCCCCCGGUGCUCAACUUCGGCAGCGAGGAGGUGAAGCGAAAGUGGUCCAGAAGUUCUGCAGGCAAGAAGUUCAUCUCGCUCGCUAUCUCUGAAGCGCAUGCUGGUUCGGAUGUGAUGGGCCUGCAGACCACCGCUGUCAAGAGCGAAGAUGGCAAGGAGUGGAUUAUCAAUGGAACGAAGAAGUGGAUCACCAACGGCACGUUCUCGGAUUACUUCACUGUCGGGUGCAAGACCGAGGAUGCUUUACUGUCAUUCUCGUCGAGCGCGGACCUGGUGUCGAAACAAAGCCGAUCAAGACUAGCCUGCAUGGAUCUGCAGUACUCUGCUGCAGCCGGAACUGCGUUUAUUACCUUCGACAAUGCUCGGGCACCUGUCGGCAACACUCUGGGCGAAGAAGGCGGAGGCAUCUUUGUGAUGCUGAGCAACUUCAACCACGAGCGCUGGGUGAUGUGCUGCAACUCGGCCCGCGCUCAGCGUGGAAUGGUCGAAGAGUGUCUGAAAUGGACGAAUCAGCGCAAGGCUUUUGGCAAACCGCUCAAUUCGCUUGCAAUCAUCCGUUCGAAGCUCGCUGCGAUGAUAUCGCGGGCCGAGAGUUGCCAGACCUGGUUGGAAUCCAUCAGUUACCAGAUGUGCAACAUGUCCUACAAACAGCAAGCAUCUAAGCUCGCUGGACCGAUCGCAUUCUUGAAAGCAUAUUCCACUUCGUGCGGCCAAGAAACAGCGGCAGAUGCCGUCCAGAUCUUCGGUGGGCGAGGUAUCACCCGCACGGGAAUGGGCCGAUAUGUCGAGCAUUAUCACCGUACCAUUGCAUUUGACGCGUUGCUUGGAGGUGCUGAGGACGUGCUCAGGGAUCUCGGCGUCCGGCAAGCGAUGCGUGCCAUGCCUGCGGACGCGAAAUUGUAG
Molecule: messenger RNA, 981 nt
Organism: Mycena citricolor
Lineage: Eukaryota; Fungi; Basidiomycota; Agaricomycetes; Agaricales; Mycenaceae
Source: the annotation of a GenBank genome assembly